AAAGUAAUAUUCAGACCACAAUUGAAUCUCCUAAUAGGAUAUCACGGAGUGGGCGGUCACCUGACUGUGUCGAGUCCACCGGAUGCCAGUCCUAUUGCGACCGCGUUUCCAGAAGCGGGCAAACACUUGGGGUAUCCCAACAUAGACCUGAACGGCCCGAUGAACGCCGGGUUUGCCAUACCUCAGGGCACUAUCAGACGCGGCGCCCGAUGUUCGACGUCUAAAGCCUUCCUCCAGAGUGCCAGAGACCGGCCAAACCUACAUGUCGUGACAUUUGCUUAUGUGACCAAAAUUAUAUUCAAUGAGUUCAAGAGAGCACAGGCCGUUCAGUUCGACCGCUUCUCUCUCACACAUAUAGUGUACGCCCGAAAAGAGAUCAUAUUAUCGGCCGGUUCUAUAAAUACGGCUCAACUUCUAAUGCUGUCCGGAAUCGGACCUAAAGAGCAUUUGGCCGAAAACGGAAUUCCACUUUUAGCUGACCUUCCCGUUGGUCUCAAUCUUCAGGACCAUAUAUAUCCGGGAGGAAUACACUUCACAAUUGACGGCAAAUAUUCAUUAAUUCAGAGACGAAUCGUUUCCAUUCCUAACAUUAUUUCAUACUUUUCUUCCGGAAGAGGUCCAAUGACUACGUUAGGAGGUGUUGAAGGUCUGGGCUUUAUAAAGACAAAGUAUGCCAAUCAGUCGGACGACUACCCGGACUUCGAGAUCCAUAUGUUGAACGGCGGGCCGACGUCUGACGACGGACAGACAUUUCGUCGCGUCCAGGGAUUCAACCGCGAGAUGUGGGAGAAGGUGUACGUGCCUUACCUCCCGUACGACACGUUCAGUCUGUAUCCGGUGCUACUGCGCCCUAAGAGCAUAGGCUACAUAAAACUGCGCUCAUCCAACCCAUACGACCCGCCAAUAAUUGAUCCCAAAUAUCUGACACAUCCGGAAGACAUCCUGGGAAUGGUUGACGCCAUGAAGAUCUCUAUAGCCGUGGGUUUGACGCCUCCCUAUCAGGAAAUGAAGGCCCAGUUAUUCACGACAGUGUUUCCCGGCUGUGAGAUCUACAAGAUGUGGAGCGACGAGUACUUGGCCUGUGUUGCCCGCACCUACACGGCCACUAUCUACCAUCCCGUGGGCACUGCCAAAAUGGGUCCGCCGUGGGAUCCGACAGCUGUGGUCGACCCCGAGCUUAGAGUACUGGGAGGCGUGAAGGGUCUGCGAGUGGUUGACGGCUCUAUUAUGCCAAAGUUGGUGUCCGGCAAUACUAACGCUCCCAUUAUUAUGAUCGCCGAAAAGGCCGCAGACAUUAUCAAAGGGGUUCAGUUGCCCGCAGUCAGGCCCACACCUCAUGAGCCCUCCGAUAGCUUUUUCGACAAUUUUAACUUAUUGGGCAAAAAGAGGUGAUGAGACGGAUCCAUUAGUCUUAGAAUUUUCAUUACAACACUUGUUUAUUCAUUACACAAAUUCUGUUCAUUUCGGUUGUUUUUAAUUUCUUUUUAUUAUUCAAUGAAUUUUACUUUUGUUUCAAUUCUUUCUCAUUCUUCUCAAUUGAAUUCUUAAUUUUUUUCAGACAAAGUAAAGAGUUUUUAAAGUUUUAUCAAACAUUUAUAUAAUAUCAAAUCAACAGGGUCUGCCUGAAAAUGCAUUUCAUUGUUUGUAUAUCUCUUAGAUUUAUUUAAUUAUUGAUUGUUAUAGAGUUCUAUUCAUUCAAUUUAUAUUUAUUUCCAUUAAAAUACUGAAUUUUAAAAAUAUUUUCCCAACAAAUAUGAUUAAAACAUUAAUUUGAACACAGGUUACACAC
Molecule: messenger RNA, 1789 nt
Organism: Oppiella nova
Lineage: Eukaryota; Metazoa; Arthropoda; Arachnida; Sarcoptiformes; Oppiidae
Source: the annotation of a GenBank genome assembly